Paramuricea clavata is the source of this 5916-nucleotide messenger RNA. The record is from the annotation of a GenBank genome assembly. Lineage: Eukaryota; Metazoa; Cnidaria; Anthozoa; Malacalcyonacea; Plexauridae.
AUGGCUUCAAAUAAACGUAUUAAGACUGCAGCGGUUAUAUCAUGGAUUUUGUCGAUUACUGCAAUAGCUCUGGUAAUAUACUGGAUGGUACACUAUAAUGACGGUUAUAAAGUUGACAUAUGGCAUUUUCGUGACGCUAGAAUCUUUAACUAUCAUCCACUGUUUAUGGUAAUAGCGUUUAUUUUCCUUGCUCCGACAGGUUAGUGCAUAAUGUAAAUAUUAACAGGCAUACAUACAUUACAUAUACAACUUGCAGGGCCGUAGCGAUCGAAGAGGCUAAGGUUGGGACUUGGGGGUGUAUAGUAUCGCAUUUGCCGACAACAUUUCAGUCGCUAUUAAUUAACUUUCUAUUUAUUUUGGUUGGUGAGCCGAGGGGGAGGUAAAAAAUUACGAAAACAAUUUGCUGACGGCCCUGAUAUUAUAAUAGGGUUGCUAAAGAUAUGGUAUACAUAUGCCCUGACAAGCUCGUUUACGGCGGACUCAUUUUUCUCUGACGUCAGACUCCGUGUUUUCCAUAUGACUCCGUGUUUUCCACAUUUUAAGACUCCGGGAUCGGAGUUCCGGAGCCGGAGUCCCGGAGUCUUAAGCCUGGUUCACAUUGAUCGGCGAUGUUCUACGAUCCAUUGUCUGUGAGCAACGAAGAUGAAAAUGCACAAAACAUUUUAUGAUUCAAUGACCACCGACAAUGGGCGCCGAUGUUUACGAUAAAUGUGAACCAGGCUUUAAAAUGUGGAAAACACACGGAGUCAUGGAAAACACAGAGUCUGACGUCAGAGAAAAAUGAGUCCGCCGUAAAAUAUGUCUGACGUAAAAAAUAUGGAAAACACGGAGUCCGACGUAUUGUAGUUUUUAUUGUCAACGUGAAUAUGGAAAACAGUUUAUAAAGCAAAUGAUAUCGUUUUUCCUGUCGUAUGAUUUAUUCAACCGUAUUUAAAGUGAUUUUAAUGCCGAUUUUGUUCACCCGUAUGGUAUGUUGUUGACUGUUGUUUAUGAUAGUUAUAUUUAACAAUUAUUCGCCUCAGGCCCGGUGAUUAUCGGGGAUAUUCGCCGAGACGUUUGUGUUUUUCUUGUCUGAAUUAAUUUUAAUUUCGCUUAUUUCUUUAUCACUAACUUCAACAAAACGGCUAGCCGCCAUUUUGAAAAUUUAGCUAGAUUUUGUUAUAUUCACCUGUAGGUGUACUGUUCAAAGAUAAUCAAUAUCCAUGGCAAACUUUCAGUACUUGAGCGCCGCUAUAUCUCGUCAAAAUGUCAAAGCCUAGUACUGCACACUAUUGCCAAGGAGUUUUGUGUAAUGAGCUUGAAAUCAACUAUGCGGAAAUAUUCUAACCAGUGUGUAUAUAACUAUUUCAGUAAACAACAGUCGAUCAACAUACUCAUACGGGGUGAACAAAAUCGGCAUUAAAAUCACUUUAAAUACGGUUGAAUAAAGUCAAACGACAGGAGAAACGAUGUCAUUUGCUUGAUUUUAUUUAAGAUAUUUUCACGGCAUUUUAGAGAAAUAACUAGAAAAUUCGUUCGCUUUGUUUAUAUUUGCAAAAUUAUAUAUUAUUUAAUUACUGUACUGUUUUCCAUAUUUCACGUUGACAAUACGUCGGACUCUGUGUUUUCCAUAUUUUUUACGUCAGACUCCGUGUUUUCCAUAUUUUACGGCGGACUCCGUGUUUUCCAUAUGACUCCGUGUUUUCCAUAUUUUUCUGACGUCGACUCUGUGUUUUCCAUAUUUUACGGCGGACUCCGUGUUUUCCAUAUGACUCCGUGUUUUCCAUAUGACUCCGUGUUUUCCAUAUUUUUCUCUGACUCCGUGUUUUCCACAUUUUAGUUAAGACUACGGGACUCCGACUCCGGGACUCCAUUGUCAAUAUACAGUAAACGUCAGUAUACAGUAAACAUUGUCAAUAGACUUAACACGGUUUUUUGAAUUUGUUAUGUCGAAAAUCAUGAUUUUUCAAGCUUACCGUUUGCGGUAGUGGUCAACUAAAACCCAAGUUACCACUAAACAUAGACGUUGCAUCACUUGCAUGAUAUAUUUAUGUUACUUGUGUUAUAUGUUCUACGCAUUUGCCAUUCACGCUACAUUAUUCAGUGCAGUGGAAUCAAUUUGUGCGACUAUAUUGUCAGUUUACUCAUUGGACUGAUGUGCUUGCGAUCUGCGAGUACAAAGUUUUCGUUGCCCGCUCUAUAUAAACUCUAAGAAAAAUAUACACACCAUACGCGUUAAGGCCCAUACAGACCGGACGCGAUUUGGCAACGCGGCGCGAAUUUUCAAUUUUCAAUUAAUGACAGUUAACUUUAAUAUUUUUCUAUGUUUUUCAAAUAUUCGGAACCACUUAAGCAAUUUUAUGUAUUUGGUCUGCAUAUUUUGUAAAUUUUCUAUCCGUUGACAGUUUUAUCACUUUUUAAAAACUGAAAAUUCGCGUCGCGUUGUCGAAUCGCGUUCGGUCUGUAUGGAUCCACACCGGACGCGAUUCGACAACGCGACGCGAUUUUUCGAUUUUCACUGACCGAUAACUUUGAUCCUAGUUUAAACUUUCCAAAUAUUUAGAAGCGUUAUAACAUUUUGAGUUAUUUGGUCUACAUAUCUUUUAAAAUUUGCUCUCAUUGGGCUCGCGUUGUCGAAUCGCGUCCGGUGUGUCUGGACCUUAAGCCAGGUUUCGUAUGUCGCUGAUGGUCGGCGAUGCACUCAUAGAUAAUUUUUUAUGGUGAUCAUUGUCCAUUGAAGGAGAAAAACUAUUUCAUGUAGACAAAGGAUCUGAUUUUACCGCAUCAAUGAUCAAAGACAAUGGUACUGAAAGACCAUCCCAAAGAAUGAGUAUCAGGCCAUUUGCAAACGAAUUCAGUAUCUUUUCCAGCGAAAUCUGCCAUGUUAUAGUCCGCCAAUCGCCAUGAUGGAAAACGUCAAAGUCCCCACCUCCGGGCUGAAAUAUUUCGGCAAUAACCCCACCCCCGGGAUUAGGAAACGCUGCGAAGGCCCGGGGGGAUGGGCACUGCUGGAAUUGACUGAUACAUAACAGGAUUAGAAUUGUACUUAAUACAUUGACAAUCGCGGUGUUAUAGGCUGUGACUGUGUAGUGUAAACGCCACACGAUCAAAAAACAAAAACAAUACAAGGAAUCCGGAUACACUUACGAAUCCGAAAACUUUUGCUACUGUAAGUGUCAUAAUAACACUCUAACAUGCAUUAACAUUAACCCUAACCCGCAACUAACGCACAGGGGUGGAAAAAUAUACACUUGGACCGCCCGCUGUAACUGUGUGAUGUUGUCAAACUGAAUGUCAUGCUAUAGUUUAAAUUAACAGAAAAAUAUUAAUUUCAUUGCACCCAGAAUCUUAAUAACUUUUUAGCAAUAUAACAUAAAACUAAUUUAGAUAACAUGCAUCAAGGGUGUGAUCCUAAGGUGAAUAGAGAUGAUAAAAAGGCACUACUAGGGGGCACCACCAGGGGGAUCCAUGCUCCCCAGGAAAAUUUUGAAAAUUAGACAUUCCAGAUUGGCUAAAAAUGCAUUUGCCAUACUUGACAUUUGUUACGUUAUUCUAUAGUCUACACAUUUACGUUACACACUGUUACACCAUAAAGAUGGAUGCACUUAUAAUCAAAUCAUUGCAUUUCUGAGGUCAUACUUACAGUGCAGGUAACAUUCUUUCCAUUAGUUCGAAUUUUUCCUCUGAAUUUCUCCUUUAAUCUAUUAAAUUUUUACAAUUAUCCUUUUUUUCUUUCUUGGAGAAAUAUUUUCUGGGAACUCGAAAAAUUUUCUGAAGGGACCAAUGGCCCCGUGGUCCGAUACUUUAGUCUUUUUCCACCCCUGCUAACGCCCCUGAUUAAUUAUAAGUGAGUUAGUCAAAUCCGAGAUUGACCGAUUUCGCUCAAGGGAAACAAAAUCGGUCGAGGGAGCGGAAAAUGAUUGAAAUAUGGUUUGGGCAAAUCAGACAUAUAUGAAGCAUGCACAAGUGUACCACAUGAAGCGUGAAGACAUAUAUUGUUUUGGAAUAUAACUACCAAAACAAUUAAACAAACUAACCAACCGACUACCAAACUAACUGCCUAACAAAUAAUUCACGCAUGCACUAUAAACAAACUCACGCACCGAAUAUAAAGCCAAACUUCAUUUGGGUACCGCAAAGCGAUUUCGAUAUAGCACGGGGUUAUAUUGUAGUUAUAGUUUAUAUGUAUAUGUAUAUGUACUGACAAUAUAGUUAUUAUAUAUUAUUUGGGUGCCAGUGGAUAAGGUUAAAAUUGAAAAAGGAACAAAGCCAUUUUACCGUAUAACGAAAAUUGUAAAUUCUUUUACAAAGGUGAAAGGGUGCAUUUGUAGAAUCCAUGGGCGGAUAGAUUUACUGGAGGGUUAGGGGAUUAACCCUCCUAGAUUCUCUCUAACCCCUCUAGAUUCUCUCAACCCCACCAAAAUUUCGCUUCACCCCUCCUAUUUUGUCAUUUUGUGUGACAAUCUUUAACCUUAACGCUCAGUGUUGCCUCUAGAAAUUUUUCCACCCCUCCUUUAAAAAAAAAAGAAAAUCUGCCCUUGGUAGAAUCACGCGUAGAAGCACGAGCCUAUAUGUAAGAUUUGGUCUGUAAAUUUUAGAAAGCCUGCAAAAUUCGCUAUCCGAUGGAUAUGAUCGCGAGCGCUUUACAUAUAGCGUCACAAAAAGUGACUCGAUGGUAUGGAGAACAGAGAGUUUGCCAAAAUAAUACGUAGUCAAUCCGACAAUAAAGCAUUCCGAUCACUGAAUCAUGACUAGAUGGCACUAUUGCUAUGUUGUGUGUCAUGUAAAGGGUCAUUAAUGAAUGUAAUCAGUACAUGGGACCUUAUGAGAGGAAAGAGCAUAUUGGAGAGGGAUUGCAUGCCACAAUGUGUCCAAAGUAGGAAUUUUGUUAAUUUGCGCACCAGUGAGAGAUCGAAUCUUGGGAGAAAUCGAAUAAAAUUUAUUAAUUGUUAUUAAUAAUUAUUUAUUAUUCUAGGUGCUGCAGUGUAUCGCUUGUCCCCAUCUUUUAUCAGUAAAUUUUGGCAGAAGAUUAUACAUUUUUCGAUACAAUUUACAGCGUUAAUAUUUGCAAGUGUUGGUUUAGCCGCCGUCAUAAAGGUUCAUAAUGAUUAUGGGAAAAACAAUUUUAUCAACGUUCAUAGCUGGUGUGGCUUGGCCACGUUUGGCUUGUUUACUUUGCAGGUAAAACGUGAAAAAUGUCUCUAUACUAUAGUAUGUAAUAGUUAUUCUUUAGUGACCAAUAAUUCAACAGGAAAACCGAUAUUGAUAGUGGACAUUGAAUGACAAUGAUUGUGUGUUUGGUUCACGAAAUACUAAUAUACAAAAUAAAUAAUGAAUGUUUAUUCGUGAAAUAAUGAAUGAAUGAAUAAAUAAUGAAUGUUUAUUCGGUGAAAGAUGGAAUGUUCCAUUCAACUCGGCUGUCGCCUCGUUGAAUGGAACAUUCCAUCUUUCACCUCAUGAAAAUAUUCUUACCAUUGCACGAAUAAAAAAAAAUCAUUAUUUGUUUUAUAUAAUACCAAAAUAGACUAAUAUUAAAAGGUUUACUGUAAGCUCCCGCCAUUUUGACGAGUCGUAUUUGCAUUAAAUCCCAUUUACUUAACAUCCUACAACUUAAAAGUUAUUGAUAUUUAUCGAUCCAGUUUGUACGAACUUAUUGGUGUCACACUUCUGUUACCUACAGGAAACCGCAUGUCGAUAUAUGGCCUUUAUCACCCACCUAGGCACAAUUAUCUGGACAGCGACUUAUUGGAUUAUUUGAUAAAUAUUUCUGACGACGUUCUGGACAAAUAUCCAGACACUGUAAUUGUUUGUGGAGGGGAUUUGAACAGUUUGGACAUAAAACACCUUGAGGAACUAUCAGGAUGGGAUGCAAUGGUCGGGGUAACGCAUGUUUGGAUAACUGCCUUAUUUAGUGGAUAUUCUGCCUCCGUUGGUUAG